AUGGCCUCCCCCGGUUCCUCCGGCACCACCCGCAGCCGCCGCACCAACCCGUUCGAAGGUCCCGACCCCGUCUUCAUCCGCGAUCUCAACAUCCUCACUCGGACGUACUUCUUCCUUGUGUUCCGUGAGCACAACCUCCGGGAUCACAUCGAUGGCUCCGUGGAUUCCCGCUUCAAGGAGGACGAUGAGGAGUGGACGUCCAUCGACGCCACUCUCAUCCGUUGGUUCUACACCACCAUCUCGAAGGACCUCUUCCACACGGCGGUCUCCGCCAACGAUGACGCUCACGCCGUUUGGACCAAGCUCAACGACCUCUUCACCGACAACGCGCUCCAACGCAAGGUUUUCUUGUACGGCGAAUUUUUUGGGUGCCAGCAGCUCGACUCGUCUGUUGACGAUUAUUGCAUGCGCCUCAAGAAGUUUGUUGACGAGCUCCGUGACCUCGGUGAGAAGGUCUCCGACGAGCUUCUUCUUAGCACCCUCAUCGCCGGCCUGAACGACGACUUCGGGAACGCCGCCUCCAACAUCCCUCUUAUCACCAACCCGACGUUCCCCAAGAUCGUCGCGUACCUGAAGCUGGAGGAGAGAAGGAUGCAGAUGUCGCGCACCCGGGCCACCCACACGGCCCUCACCGCCGGUACCCGCGGCGGUGCGCCGCCCACCGCUCCGGCCCCCCGCCGCGGCCUGCCCCGGGCCCCUUCCAGGCGCCGCCCCCGCCCGGGUUUCCAUACCCGCAGCCGCCGCAGGCCCCUCCGCCGCCCCCCGCCGAGCAGCCGCAGCGCCGUGGUGGCCGCAAUCAGCAGCAACCGGCUGCACACGGCGGGGCGCCGCGCCACCAGCAGCCGCAGCUCCCGUCGGCACCCUGGCAGGCCGCCUUACCCGCCCGCGCCGCUCUACGGCCCCUCUAGGGCCUAUGGGCUGCCCUCGGCCGGUGGGUUCGCGGCGCUGCCGCCGCAGCCGCUACCGUCGGCCCCGGCCCUCCCGCCGGCGCCUUGGGACCCCGCGCUUCUAGCGGCCCUCCACACUGCCCCCACGCCGCAGCAGUACACUGGCGGUGGCGACUGGUACCUUCGGAUGUUGCGGCUUUGCCCGCUCCCGGUGACGGCCGCUCGCGUGCUUCUCUUGGGCCGCCUCCCGGCUUUGAGGGGGCUGCACCCCCCGGGCGCCCGUGAUGCCCUUGGCGUCCCCGGCCCUGACCACGCCGUCGGCCUCCCCCGCGGCCGCGCCACCUCCCGGGUCCCCUGUGCCCUCCUCGGUGUCCCCUGCGGCCUCGGAGGUGGCGGGCUCUUCUUCGUCAUCGCCCACCGCCACCCCGGACUCGCUGCCCCGCUCGAUGACUCGCUCUCGGGCUGGCACUUUUCGCCCGAGCACGCGUUGGACGUGUCCAACGCCUUCUUGCACGGCCACCUCGCUGAGCAGGUGUUCUGUGAGCAGCCCACCGGCUUCGUCGACGCCGCGCAUCCAGACCAUGUAUGCUUGCUCUCCCGUUCCCUUUACGUGCUGAAGCAGGCGCCUUGGGCCUGGUACCAGUGCAUCGCUGCAUUCCUGCAAACGCUCGGAUUUACAUCGACUCGCUCUGAUGCGUCCCUCUUCGUGUACGAUCACGGAGUUGACACGGCCUACUUGCUGCUCUACAUCGACGACAUCAUCCUGACGGCAUCCACUGCUGCGCUCCUCCAGCGGCUUACUGCUCGUCUUCGCGACGAGUUUGCCCUGAAGGACUUGGGGCCCCUGCACUACUUCCUUGGCAUUGAGGUGGUUCGAAGGCCAGAUGGGUUCUUCCUGCACCAGCAGCGCUACACCCAUGAGCUUCUUGAUCGAGCCGGCAUGCUUAACUGCAAGCCCGCUCCCACGCCUGUCGACACCAAGGCCAAGGUUUCCGCUCUGGAGCGUUCUCCUGCAUCCGAUGCGGCCUUCUAUUGCUCCAUUGUGGGUGCUUUGCAGUACCUGACCCUGACGCGCCCCGACUUGCAGUAUGCUGUUCAGCAGGUCUGUCUUCACAUGCAUGCUCCGCGUGACUCUCACUGGACUCUGGUGAAGCGUAUCCUCCAUGACAUACGCGGCACCCAGUCCAUGGGACUUACGCUGACGGCCUCCGCCUCCACCGACCUCGUCGCCUACUCUGAUGCGGACUGGGUUGGCUGCCCGGACACACGAUGCUCCACCUCGGGGUGCUGUGUCUACCUUGGGCUGUCUCUGAUCUCUUGGUCCUCCAAGCGACAGCCCAUCAUCUCCCGCUCGAGUGCCGAGGCAGAGUAUCGGGCAGUGGCUAACACCGUUGCUGAAUGCUCUUGGCUUCGUCAGCUGCUCCAGGAGUUGCUUUGUGAUGUUCACAAGGCCACGCUCGUCUACUGCGACAAUGUCUCCGCCGUGUACCUCUCCGCCAACCCGGUCCACCAUCGUCGAACGAAGCAUAUUGAGCUCGACAUACACUUUGUUCGUGAGAAGGUGGCUCUUGGGCGCUUCCGGGUCCUCCACGUCCCGACGGCGUAG
Molecule: messenger RNA, 2493 nt
Organism: Aegilops tauschii subsp. strangulata
Lineage: Eukaryota; Viridiplantae; Streptophyta; Magnoliopsida; Poales; Poaceae
Source: RefSeq, a predicted model, not a curated record